Penicillium subrubescens is the source of this 2568-nucleotide messenger RNA. RefSeq lists its product as uncharacterized. The coding region runs from base 1 to 2568 and encodes 855 amino acids. Gene Ontology annotation, cellular component: Cul8-RING ubiquitin ligase complex; nucleus. Lineage: Eukaryota; Fungi; Ascomycota; Eurotiomycetes; Eurotiales; Aspergillaceae. Gene Ontology annotation, biological process: DNA double-strand break attachment to nuclear envelope; double-strand break repair. The record is from RefSeq and is a predicted model, not a curated record. The transcript has 4 exons.
AUGGCAGACGAGGACUCCAAGCUCUUCGAUCAGUGUCGCAUCUGUAUUGUGUGCUCACUUGAUCUACCUUUGGAGACUGCAGAACAGCUUGCAGCAGUGAUUGGAGAAUAUGGCGGCGAACCGUCAAUACACGAGUCCAGCCCCGAGAAAGAAGAUACUAUCGAGUGCACCCAUAUCGUCGCGAACAACACCCACUUCCACACCUACGAUCUCGCUCGCAAGACCCUUAUUCCCGUGGUGAAGCCGUCUUGGGUGCAUAGCUCUCUAGCGAAACGGAAAGUGGCCAACCCCCGCCAACACAGCCCCGAUCCGCGCCUCUUCCUUAGCGAUGUGGUCGUGACCUGUGGUGAUAUUCCUGAAGGCGACAAGGAUGCGAUUAUCGGCGGCGUGGUGGCCAAGGGUGGAUUGUACAGCCCUCGAAUGACUGGAAUGGUCACCCAUCUGGUGGACUUGACGGUGGAAUCGGACAAGGCGCGAUUGGUACUGGCGAAGAAACUGAAGGUGAAGAUUGUCCUGCCACACUGGUUCGAUGACUGUCUAAAACUCGGUCAACGCAUUGAUGAACGCCCGUACACACUCCCAGACCCUGAAAUCUUGCGCCCAGAUCUUGAUACUCCCAUUCGUUCGAAUGAGAAUAAGGGUUUGGCAGGCGCAUCCACCCCCGAACCAACCGCAAUGCCUACACCAUCCAGUACUGGGGACCAUUCGACUGUUUUUGCAGACAAAUCUAUCAUGCUCUCACCAGAUCUGGGCAUUGGAUCACAUAUGUUGGAAUCGAUCGAGGCCGUGCUCAGACAAGGUGGCGCUACCAUCACAUCCAAGGUUGAUGAUGCGGAUUGGUUGGUGUGCCGAUUCCGAGAGGGCUUUGUGUACAGGACAGCAUCCCGCUUGGACAAGAUUGUUGGAAACCUUGCCUGGCUUUACCAUCUCAUGACAUUUAACACUUUCACCCGACCAUUGAGUCGACUCCUGCAUUAUCCCGUGUCGCGCACGCCGAUACCUGGAUUCGAAGGGUUGAAGAUUAGUCUUUCCAACUAUGUUGGCGAGGCGAGAAUUUACCUCGAGAAUUUGAUUGCAGCAGCGGGUGCUGAAUGCACCAAGACCUUGAAGCAGGAGAACACGCAUCUGAUCACUGCUCACGGGAACAGUGAGAAAUGCAGUGCCGCACGAGAAUGGGGACUACAGGUGGUCAACCACUUGUGGUUGGAAGACAGCUACGCUGCAUGGAAACUGCAACCGGUGUCUAACCCCCGCUACAGCUACUUCCCGCCUCGGACGAACCUUGGCGACGUUGCUGGACAGAAAAUGCUGGAUCGUGACGUUCUUGAGAAGAACUUCUUUUCUACAGAAGAUAUGGAAGAACCUUCGAGUCCUCCUCGUGCUAUGCGGGCUAAAGACCAGAACACGGCGACAAUGCAACCCCCCGCUGAGAAGCCUCACAAGGAGGCCGAAAAGCUUUCCGAGACUGCACAAGACACUCCCCAGGCGAAGGCCAAGACCACUCGUCGGGCGCCAGAGAACAAGCAGGCACAGACACCUGCGCGGUCUAGGCUGAUUCCCGACGACAAGGAGAAUGAGACUCCAUCUUCGACCAGCAGCCGCAAGUCUAAAGACGCAGCAACUGCUCGGCUCCAUGAGAUCGCCCCCGACAUUGCUCUGUACGAGAAAGAGAUGAAGCGCGUUGGUGGUGUUAUCUACGGGGGCCGACGAAAGUCCGAUGAGGAUCGUGUAUCCAACAAUUCAAAGAAGCGCCGCUCAGCCGAGCCACAGGAUGAGAGCGAUGGCGAACAAGCGUCGGAUGCCAAGCGACAGAAGAAGUCCCGGCCACCAAUUUCUAUGCACUUGAUGAUUACUGGCUAUCAAAAGUGGGUUGGCAAGGGAAAUGAAAAGAAAGAGGAUGCCGAUAAGCGCCAUCUCCGAGAUCUCGGGAUCAUGGUGGUCCAGGACGCCCGCCGAUGCACUCACUUGGCCGCGCCCUCCAUCCUGCGCACCGCCAAAUUUGUUAAUGCAUUGGCCUAUGCGCCAGUGAUUAUGAGCACCGAAUUUGUUGAUAGCUGCCUCGAGCAGGACGAGUUGCUCGAUCCGAAGGACUUCCCACUCGUGGACAAGAUCGCCGAAUCAAAGUUCCACAUCUCUCUUGCCAAGUCCUUGGGAAAUGCAAAGAAAAACAAGAACAAGCUUCUGCGCGGCUUCCGUGUCUAUUGCGUGGAGGAUAUCCGCGGAGGCUUUGAAGCCUUCAAAUCGAUUGUAGAGGCAAACGGUGGAGAGUGCUUGCUUUUCCGUGGUCGUCUCGCACUGAACAAUACUUCUCGACGGGAGGAAAGCGACGACGAAGAUGAGGAGAUGCAGGACGAUGAGCCAGCUCGCAGCGAGGCUUUCCUUCUCAGCGGCGCCGAGCGUAAGCAUUCCCGACUCUGGCCUCGAUUCCGUCAAUUGGCCGGCGAUGUCAAGCGGACUCCUCGGAUCGUGCGCGUGGACUGGUUGCUCGACAUGGCCAUGUCACAGGAGCUGCGGGCAGCGGAUGAGUACGAGCUGAAUGAGAGCUUGAUUGAGGAUGCAGACGAGUAG